AUCACGCAAGAACCCGGAAGUGGUUUGUUUGCUGUCAAUGCCAACCAAAGAGGGAAGGAGGUACUGAGAGCUAGAAACCCAUAUUUAAGACGAAAUGGCAGGACUGCCCCGCAGGAUUAUUAAGGAAACCCAGCGCUUGCUUGCAGAGCCUGUACCAGGCAUCAAGGCUGAGCCAGAUGAAGGCAAUGCGCGCUACUUUCAUGUAGUCAUUGCUGGACCUCAGGACUCACCGUUCGAGGGAGGCACCUUUAAGCUUGAACUGUUUUUACCUGAAGAAUACCCCAUGGCAGCUCCUAAAGUACGCUUCAUGACAAAAAUAUAUCAUCCCAAUGUGGAUAAGUUGGGAAGAAUAUGUCUGGACAUUUUGAAAGAUAAAUGGUCCCCAGCUCUGCAGAUUCGAACAGUGCUGCUAUCGAUCCAGGCUUUGCUAAGUGCACCCAAUCCUGAUGAUCCCCUAGCAAAUGAUGUUGCGGAGAAGUGGAAGUCCAAUGAAGCUGAAGCCAUAGAGACAGCAAAGACAUGGACCAGGCUUUAUGCUGGAAACAAAAAUGAAGUGUAAAGUAACCUCACUGGAGACAAAAGUGAAAGUCAAGUGAACACAAAUGUAUGUGCUGCCAAGACCCGCUCUGGCUCCAUUUGUAUUUAAAGGACACAGUCUUUUAUUUUUUAUAUAUAAAUAUGUCUGUGAAAACAACUGCUGAUAUUCUGUGAUCUCAAUGCACACUAGUGCUGAAUGACUCGUCUAUGUCUAACUCACUACUAUUCAAAUGCAUGGGCAGAGGAUUUAGAUCUACUCACCUGGCUUUCUUUGUCCGAACAUGGGAGCCUUAACAUUUCUUAGGGCGUUUGGCUGUGGUGGGGUUGAGAGGUUGGCUAGAUGUGGAAGAUGAUGUUCCUUUUUUUUAAUGUUUCUUUUAAUUUUAUUGUGUCGAUCUUUGUUUAAUAAAAGCAUCUAACUACAACUAAAAGCCCUCUGUAUACACUCGCGUAGAGGAAUUUAUCCUGUGUAGAUCUCUGUUUCAUUAGCUGCACUGUAAUGGAACUAAAAACUGAGCCUGCCACUGUCAUUUAAACGUCUCUGUGUUAACUUGGAUGUACUGUAAGCCUCUGGAUGGUGAGAAGUAGCGAUGGAGAGUAUGGACCUUUCCUUAUUUUUCAUACAUAGAGUUAUGACAGAUUUUUUUUUCUAUUAAAUUGUCCCACUCUGCCUCUACUCACUACUCUUGUGCUUUUUCUUCCAUUGUGGCUCUACGAGGCUCAGUUGUUUGCCUGCUCCCAUCCCAUAUUUAUUUCACAAAGGGGUGGUUCCAUUGAGCCAUGAGAUGUCCUGUGAUUUGAUGGGAGGAGAAGCUUCCUGGGUGGCAUUGAGAUGAUGUAUUGUCCAUGGAUCAAACUCCAAACAGAUCAGCGACGGCUCUGAGUCCAAACUGCUGUGAUCGGUCUCUGUUCAGUUCAAAGUGUAAAUUCUUUAUAACUCUGAAGAGGCAGUUUGCUGCUCAAAAUGCUACGAAAACGUUCACCUGCAUAGUUUUAUGUUCUGUAAAUAAACUGUUGAUU
Messenger RNA from Cyprinodon variegatus (sheepshead minnow), 1557 nucleotides. RefSeq names its product ubiquitin-conjugating enzyme E2 N (gene ube2na). The coding region runs from base 95 to 559 and encodes 154 amino acids. NCBI's taxonomy places the organism in Eukaryota, Metazoa, Chordata, Actinopteri, Cyprinodontiformes, Cyprinodontidae. Gene Ontology annotation, cellular component: nucleus. Gene Ontology annotation, biological process: DNA damage tolerance; protein K63-linked ubiquitination. The transcript has 4 exons. The record is from RefSeq and is a predicted model, not a curated record. Gene Ontology annotation, molecular function: ubiquitin conjugating enzyme activity.